AUGAUCCUACCAAUAGUAUGGUCUGCAAAAUUACUUGCUUGGGGUUUGGCAGAUAUGGCUACAUUUUGGUACAAUCCAACAGCACUGCUUAUACUUGCUGCAUUGCCAUUCAUAGACUUGGAGAAAUUCCAAGACUCUCACAAGACACAAGUGCUCUCUAAGCUUUAUGAUGGUCGUGUGUUGCCUAGUCUGCUAUACUUGAGACGACAAGUGCGUUUGACCCUAAAGGGGAAGCGAGUGCAGCAAGGAUCUAGUAGUAGGCGCCGAAGGUGCUACUGGUUGGCGAAUGCAAAGCGCGGGAAAGCGCAGUCCUCUGUCAUCCUUGGUGGUAUGGCGCCUAAGCGCUGUCAUGCGGAGCCAAAGCGCUACCGAGUAAGGGAACUUGGUGGACAGUGGAUAGAUGCUUCCGGAUGGCUGGCGCUAUAG
This is a messenger RNA of Suillus discolor, 426 nucleotides long. RefSeq lists its product as uncharacterized. The transcript is spliced from 6 exons. The record is from RefSeq and is a predicted model, not a curated record. The coding region runs from base 1 to 426 and encodes 141 amino acids. Lineage: Eukaryota; Fungi; Basidiomycota; Agaricomycetes; Boletales; Suillaceae.